Messenger RNA from Sabethes cyaneus, 2026 nucleotides. RefSeq names its product cytochrome P450 4C1-like. Gene Ontology annotation, molecular function: heme binding; monooxygenase activity; iron ion binding. The transcript is spliced from 8 exons. The record is from RefSeq and is a predicted model, not a curated record. NCBI's taxonomy places the organism in Eukaryota, Metazoa, Arthropoda, Insecta, Diptera, Culicidae. The coding region runs from base 122 to 1663 and encodes 513 amino acids.
CAUACUUAUCGGGAGUAAUCCAACGCGUUGAUAAGACGCAGUUAGUCAGUGCACUCUCGGAGAUCGCCGCGAGUGGAGAAGCGUGCUUGAUUAACUGUGCUGCAGCAGUACGCAUAAAACCAUGUCCGAGCUAAACACUAUGCUGUACGGCAUAUUGACGUUUCUCGUCUUUGCCCCAUUUCUGAAAUGGCUCGUAAAACGGUUCCAGCUGGCACAAGUGAUCGACAAAAUUCCUGGACCGAGGGCCUAUCCGCUGAUCGGAACAACGUACUUGUUCUUUGGCAGGAAACGACAUGAAAUUUUCUACGUCAUUGAUGAACGUACGCGUCGCUACCCAAACAUCCACCGUAUCUGGACCGGAUUGCAACCGGAGGUGCGAGUUACCAAGGCGGAAUAUGUGGAAACGAUCAUCGGCUCGAGCAAGCACAUCGAGAAGUCCAACGGUUACAAUUUCCUUAUGCCCUGGCUUGGCGAAGGAUUGUUAACGUCAAAAGGUGAACGGUGGUUCAAGCAUCGUAAGCUCAUAACACCCACCUUUCAUUUCCACAUUCUGGACAAUUUCUGCGAUGUGUUUGCGGAGCACGGAUCCAUCCUGGCCGAGUGCCUGGCACCGUACGCCGAUACGGGAAAACCGUUCGAUGUGUUUCCAUUCAUCACCAAGGCGGCACUGGACAUCAUAUGCGAAACCGCCAUGGGAGUGAAGGUCAACGCGCAGACUGAAGGCGAAAACGAGUACAUUCAGGCUAUCUACGGCGUAAGCGAACUAUUUCUUGUAAGGCUAAUUCGACCAUGGCUAUAUCCUAAUUUUAUCUUCGAACGGUCAUCGUACGGACGGCAAAAUAAAAAAGUUUUAGAUACUAUCCAUGGAUAUACCAAAAAGGUCAUACGAGAGCGCAAGGAAGCGAUGCAACGGGAGAGGAGUGCAACCGGAAACGGAACCGCACCGACGGAAAACAUCGACGACAGCUACGGUGCGAAGAAACGGUUGGCCUUUCUGGAUCUGCUGCUGCAGGGAAACGAAAAAAAUAAUCAACUCACGGAUGACGAUGUUCGCGAGGAGGUCGACACCUUCAUGUUUGAGGGCCACGACACCACAACCGCCGGCAUGAGCUGGGCUCUGUUUCUUCUCGGCUUGCAUCCGGACGUGCAGGAUAAAGUGCACCAGGAAAUUGAUUCGAUUUUCUCGGGCUCGGACCGACCAGCCACUAUGAAUGACCUGGCCGAGAUGAAACUGCUGGAGCGCUGCUUGAAGGAAACUCUUCGGCUCUAUCCGUCCGUGUCGUUUUUCGGGCGCACGCUGAGCGAGGACGUUACGCUAGGUGGUUACCACAUCCCGGCCCGGACCCUGGUCGGAAUCCAAGCAUAUCACGUACAUCGUGAUGAAAGGUUCUUUCCGGAUCCGGAGAAAUUUGAUCCCGAUCGCUUUUUGCCGGAAAACUCGGAAAAUCGCCACCCGUUUGCGUACAUCCCAUUCAGUGCCGGACCGCGCAAUUGCAUCGGACAAAAGUUCGCCCUGCUGGAGGAGAAAAGUGUCAUUUCGUCGGUGCUCCGGAAGUACCGGGUACGGUCGGCAAACACCCGCGACGAGCAGAAAAUCAAUCACGAACUCAUCACCCGACCGAAGGACGGCAUCCGGCUGUAUCUGGAGAAGCGCCAGCAGUAGAAAAAAGCCGUCAGUUCAUUAUUAUAUAUUGGGUUGUUUGUUUUUUCCGCUGGUUAUAAUUUUGGCGCUGCCAUCCGAUUGAGCAAUAUGAUGUUAAUGGCACAAAAUUUAAACGAAUUGUUUGGUAAACAACUAUAAAAUACUUAUUGCUAACGAUCAUUCACCUAUUAUGUUUUUGGCUGUUUAUCAACUAUUUUCAAUGCCACUUUCUACUUUAGAUUUAACAAAUUCUCAAAUCGUUUACAAAAUUAGUAUUAUUUUCGUUUUAAACAUUUCCAAAUAGUCUGGAUAUUACAAAAUGGACGUGAAACUCUUUGGGAAGUCUGCCAUAUUCUAAUUCUAACCUGAAAUUACAAUUUAAUU